AUGGCGGCGUCGCGGACAGCGUUUCAGGCAGGCAACAGUCUGAACAACGUCUACUGUCGUCCACUCUCUCGACGAUUCUCGCUGAGCAGUUUCCUAUCUUCCGGGGCGCAAGGGGCAAGCGGAGGAGGUCGAGGAGCAGGAGCCUCAUCACCUUCCUCGACGGAUCCCAACUCCCCAAAUCAUAAUGCUAGCGCCGCUCUGGAUUACAAGCUGAGCCAUAGGCUUAGGAAGUUACCCCCCUUGCCCAGCCUAGAGCCUCCAAAUUUGGAUGCGGGCGAAGCUGUCAGCAACAUCCUUUACAAUACUCCGCCUCCCAGCAAACAGCCGUUCAAGAGGUGA
This is a messenger RNA of Ceraceosorus bombacis, 339 nucleotides long. NCBI's taxonomy places the organism in Eukaryota, Fungi, Basidiomycota, Exobasidiomycetes, Ceraceosorales, Ceraceosoraceae. The record is from the annotation of a GenBank genome assembly.